This is a messenger RNA of Heteronotia binoei (common prickly gecko), 645 nucleotides long. RefSeq names its product fatty acid binding protein 7 (gene FABP7). The transcript is spliced from 4 exons. Gene Ontology annotation, molecular function: fatty acid binding. NCBI's taxonomy places the organism in Eukaryota, Metazoa, Chordata, Lepidosauria, Squamata, Gekkonidae. The record is from RefSeq and is a predicted model, not a curated record. Gene Ontology annotation, cellular component: cytosol; nucleus. The coding region runs from base 53 to 451 and encodes 132 amino acids. Gene Ontology annotation, biological process: fatty acid transport.
CAACUUCUCUCUCCCCAGCUUCAUUCCCACUGUCUAUUUCACAGCAGCUAAGAUGGUUGAGGCAUUCUGUGCUACCUGGAAGCUGACUGAAAGCCAGAAUUUUGAUGAGUACAUGAAGGCACUGGGAGUUGGCUUUGCUACUCGCCAAGUGGGGAAUGUUACCAAACCAACUGUCAUCAUCAGUCAGGAGGAAAACAAAGUGGUGAUUAGAACCCAGAGCACAUUCAAGAAUACAGAAAUCAGCUUCAAACUUGGUGAAGAAUUUGAUGAAACUACAGCAGAUGAUAGGAACUGCAAAUCUGUUGUGACCCUGGAUGGAGAUAAACUAGUUCAUGUACAAAAAUGGGAUGGAAAAGAAACAAAGUUUGUUAGAGAAAUUAAAGAUGGCAAAAUGGUCAUGACCCUCACCUUUGGCGAUAUUGUUGCUGUCCGCCACUAUGAAAAGGCAUAGAACUUGACAAUACCCUAUCUGGGUUUUUAAUUCUUCUGGAAGGAGUAAAGAGUUGUCUGCAGUUGACUAUCUCUGAAAUGAACAUUGCUUACAUGGAAGGAAAACAGCAUGAUAGUUUUAUGCCAUCAUAUUGGCAAACCUGUGUUUAUGUAAAUUGUGACAAGUAAAACUUUGCAAUAAAUCUCUGAAAUACU